AGGUAUUCCCACCAUGGCACCGUCCACAGCCAACGACAUCCCAAGAAUACAAAGAACGCAUAGAAGCCAAAUAACUGAUCGCUGAGCUUUGCCGUCAAUUUUACCAUCUUGGUUGAGUCUCCGGCACCGGCGGAAGCAUCACUGUCAAAGUUCACGAUGAUUCCGUAUCAAAUUCCGACCAACUCAUCAUCAUGUCCCCCUCCAUCUCUCUCUACAUCUACAUACACGUGUACAUUUGUUUAUAUCUCCAGGAUAUAUAUUCUGUGGUGAUAAUUUUUCUUCAAUUUUCUGAUUUUUUUUUUAGAAAAUUUCAAAAUUAGGGUUUUACGAACGAAUAUGUCAUGUGUCCAAAAGGGAAGAAUGGUAGAAAGACGACAUCGACAUGUAUGUGUUAUCUCCAAUUCGAUCUCUCCUAUAUUCACCAUUACCAAAACCUUACCCUCUCAAACCUCCCAGAUGCUCAGAUUGUGCCCCUCUUUUCAUGAAGGCAAAAUGCAACCACAAUCUCGUCAAUUCAGUCAUCAAAUUUCACCAAUUGGGCAUCGACCCAUCAAUCCCGACCCACGGAUCUAUCCAUAAUCCCAAACGGGUCCCACAUCGUUACACUUCAAACACAUCUCUCAAGGCAGGGGUACUUUCGUCAAACAACGAUACUCCAACUACCCCACGUUGUGUUGUUUUGGACAUUGAGGGGACAACUACACCUAUAUCGUUUGUUACAGAUGUUCUUUUUCCAUAUGCACGUGAUAAUGUUCGCAUGCAUUUGGAGGCAACUUAUGAUAGUGAUGAUACUAAAGAAGAUAUUAAAUUGUUACGCUCUCAAGUACAGGAUGAUUUGCAAAAUGGAGUUAUUGGUGCAGUGCCUAUUCCAUCUGAUGAUGCGGAAAAAGAGGAGGUGAUAAGUGCAUUGGUUGCUAAUGUUGAAGGAAUGAUAAAAGCCGAUAGAAAGAUUACUUCUUUAAAACAAUUACAAGGCCACAUUUGGCAUACCGGGUUUAAAAAAAAUGAACUAGAAGGAGUUGUUUAUGAUGAUGUUCCUCAAGCUCUAGAAAGAUGGCACGCUUGUGGUGUAAAGGUGUAUAUUUAUUCGAGUGGUAGCAGACUGGCACAACGGUUGUUGUUUGGAUAUACGAAUUAUGGUGACUUGAGAAAAUAUUUAUGUGGAUUUUUUGACACCACAAUCGGGAACAAGAAAGAGACAAAAAGUUACAUCGAAAUCUCUGAGAGCCUUGGAGUUGACGAGCCGUCAGACAUUUUAUUUGUGACGGAUGUUUAUCAAGAAGCUGUAGCAGCAAAAAUAGCUGGUUUGGAGGUGAUGAUUUCUGUUAGGCCAGGGAAUGGACCGCUUCCCGAGAAUCAUGGAUUUAUGUUGAUAAAGUCAUUUACGGAAAUACCCUUUUGAAGGUUCUUUUUGUAGCAUGUAGCGUGUAAGGUAAGAUGUAAACCAUGAGCAACUUAUGAUUGUGUUAGAUUUCUCAAGAAUAUAUGCUGAAAAACACGGAUUCUAUUAACAUUUGAAUUUUUAACUUUUGGUCCUUGAAAAUAUAUUUUUUGAAUGCUA
Molecule: messenger RNA, 1561 nt
Organism: Lactuca sativa (garden lettuce)
Lineage: Eukaryota; Viridiplantae; Streptophyta; Magnoliopsida; Asterales; Asteraceae
Product: putative bifunctional methylthioribulose-1-phosphate dehydratase/enolase-phosphatase E1 1
Molecular function (GO): acireductone synthase activity; magnesium ion binding
Source: RefSeq, a predicted model, not a curated record